Molecule: messenger RNA, 1347 nt
Organism: Penicillium brasilianum
Lineage: Eukaryota; Fungi; Ascomycota; Eurotiomycetes; Eurotiales; Aspergillaceae
Source: the annotation of a GenBank genome assembly
AUGAGGAUGAGGCUGUUCUCAGGUACAGAGCUUGGCCUAUUGGUCUCGCUACUAUUCGCGGGGGCCAAUGCUUCGCCGUGGAUAGGAACUCAAUACGUUGAGAUCUUGGAAACUACUGUCCUCGACGGAUUUACCGCUUCCUAUCUCACAGAGAAACCCAUAGUCGAGACCUCCAUCAUCCCUAUCAGCCCGACAGGAACCAACCCUUCUGUCGUCAGCACAUUCACAACCAUCGAGGGCUACAGUUCCGAUGUGACAGCUAUCAACCUCGUGGUCGCCCCCACGGCAGGCGUCGCCAUUACCAGUAACACCUUCUACCAAUACUACGUUGAGGUAGCCUAUACGGCGCCGGCAUCAUGCUCCUAUACGACCAGCGCGACGAUCACGACGGCUAUCCCUGUGAACAUGCCUUAUGACGCGGAAAGAUUGGUCCGUCCAACGACUGUUGUCACUAGCACGCAGACAUAUCAGUACAUCACCAAUCAGUUCACCUACACCCAGGCGAUGCUGAACCCUAGCGACAUCCCGAGCAGCGUCCUGGCUUCUGUUAGCUCUUUGUACAAGCCUUCGCGAUUCACCUCCUGCGUCCAUAACUACUACAGCGGUGGCUCUUCCGGUAGUGGAUCCUCGAGUGGUGGCAGCAGUAGCAGUGGAAGCUAUGCUGGCUGUGACAAAUUUACCUGGUAUAUCGGGGGCUCGGCCUUUUCAGGUGGCUAUUGUUGUUCUAAUGGGUGCCAUUAUACCUGGGGUAUCUCGCCCGUUGGCCUGUUCCUAGCAAUCUUCUUCUCAUGGUUCGGCCUCUUCCUCAUCCUCGGUCUAUUUGAAAGCUGGUUUAUUUUCCGCCGGGCCAUGCUAGGACAAAAGGUUCGACGCGGACUGCCGUAUGCCUUUGCAUUCCUGUGUCCGAUUCUGUCCUGUUUCCUUCUUUUCACGGUGAAGAGGUACGAUCCCAAGACGCCUGAUCAGCAGACAUGGCUUGCGGGGCGUUGGAAGUCUAUGUCUGGGGGCGCGAAGGUGGGCCUGUGGUUGAAGAAGUUCUUUAGUCGUCGGGAUCCUGCUGCUGAGGUUCUGGGUUUCACUGGAUCUGUGCCUCCUCCUCAGACUCAGGCUCAGUAUCCCCAAGGUCCUUAUUAUCCUCCUACGGGCUCACCCCCUCCAGGUGCUCCAGGUGUGCCACCCAUGGCCGCCUAUCCUCCGUCUGAGCAGAGUUACCCCUCUCGUCAGGAAUAUUCCACUCCGCCGGUGCAUGUCAUGCCUCAGACAGAUCGGGCUACGGAGCUCAAUGCCGAGUCUCAGCCUAAGACAGUCUCUGUCAAUGAGACCGAGAGGAGUCAUGAGUUGCAUUAG